Messenger RNA from Trichoderma reesei QM6a, 822 nucleotides. RefSeq lists its product as uncharacterized. Gene Ontology annotation, molecular function: metallopeptidase activity. Lineage: Eukaryota; Fungi; Ascomycota; Sordariomycetes; Hypocreales; Hypocreaceae. The transcript has 3 exons. The record is from RefSeq and is a predicted model, not a curated record. Bases 1 to 822 code for a protein of 273 amino acids.
AUGCCGACCUUUACCUUGGCAAUCACACGAGGCGCAACGAACUCCAGGAACUCCAGCGACUUCAGAUGCGGCGCUACAGCCAAUGCCGCAUUCAUGGCGCAGUCCAAACGACUUGCGGAGGAAGAGGCCGAGGACUCGAUGCUGGGCCAGAGGUCCGCCGCAAAGAUCAACGUCGACGUGCAUAUUCACAUCGUCACACGGUCACAGGAUGAUACAGCGGGAGAUAUCAGCGACGACAUCGUUCACAAGCAACUUGAAGUCCUCAGAGCCGACUAUGCGCCGGCCGGCAUAUUCUUCGACCUCAAGACCAUCGAUCGAGCCAGCAACGCCACAUGGGCGAACGGUACUGAUCUCCACGGCAUGUGGCACCAGCUUCGCAGCGGCAACUAUGGAGACCUCAACCUCUACUUCGUUCCCACGCUCCAAUACUAUGGCUUCUGCUCGAUGCCAGCAACAGGCGACGACCUCGUCAACGGCAUCUGGCAAGACGGCUGCACCAUUCGCUCGGAUACUGUCCCAGGCGGCAGUGCAGUCAACUAUAACUUGGGCAAGACAGUGACCCACGAGGUCGGGCACUGGUUUGGGCUAUGGCACACUUUCGAAGGGGGCUGUGAUGGCGACGGCGACUUUGUUGACGAUACGCCUGCGCAAGCGGCCGCAUCAGACGGGUGCCCCCCUGAAGGACAAGAUUCUUGUCCUAACCAGCCUGGCCAGGAUGCUUUCCACAACUUUAUGGAUUAUUCUUUCGAUGCCUGCUACAGAGAGUUCACGCCUGGUCAAAUGACUCGGAUGAGGAAAGUAUGGUACGCGUAUCGAGCGUAA